Molecule: messenger RNA, 228 nt
Organism: Geosmithia morbida
Lineage: Eukaryota; Fungi; Ascomycota; Sordariomycetes; Hypocreales; Bionectriaceae
Product: large subunit ribosomal protein L38e
Exons: 4
Coding region: 1-228 (75 amino acids)
Biological process (GO): protein-RNA complex assembly; translation
Cellular component (GO): ribosome; cytosolic large ribosomal subunit
Molecular function (GO): structural constituent of ribosome
Source: RefSeq, a predicted model, not a curated record
AUGCCUCGGGAGGUCGCUGAUAUUAAGAAGUUCAUCGAGAUCUGCCGUCGGAAGGACGCUUCUUCCGCCCGGAUCAAGAAGAACAAGCAGGUCGGCAACGUCAAGUUCAAGGUCCGCUGCCAGAAGCACCUGUACACCCUGGUAGUCAAGGACUCUGACAAGGCCGAGAAGCUCAAGCAGAGCCUCCCUCCUACCCUGACCAUCACCGACGUCCCCAACAAGAACUAA